UGUUGCGGGCUGUAGCGCGUGGACGGCCGUGGGGCCUUGGGCGCGCGCGGGGUCUCUGGCGGUGGGUCAGGACCUGCGGGUCGCCUCCGCUGGUGCUGAAGGCUCCUGUGUGCACACUUUCCCCUCAGCACUUGGGACGACCUAAUUUCACUGUUAGGAACGGUUGAUCCCGAAUACAGGAGGGAGGGUAAAUAUCGUAAAACAUGUUGGACGCUAGCUGUAUGCACGCCCCCUGGGAGCCAAAAGGGCGAAGUAAAACAUGCACACGACCGUAAUGAGAUUCUGAUUCAGUGAUGGGGAGGCGUGUUUAGCAGUGGAGUGGUAGCAAAGUGUCUCAAGAACAUGGAAGACCGAAUCUCGCUUUGUUGUCCAGCCUGGAGUGCAGUGGCGCCAUCUCGGCCCACUGAAACCUCCACCUUCCGGGUUCAAGCGAUUCUCCUGCCUCAGCCUCCCGAGUAGCUGAGAUUACAGGCGCCUGCCACCACGCCCAGCAUGCUGAUCCCAUUUUCAAUGAGGAAUUGCUUCCAGUUACUUUGUGACUGCCAGGUCCCAGCAGGUGGCUUUAAAAAAAUAGUAAAAAAUGGGCUGAUUUUACAGUCAGUUUCCAAUGAUGUCUAUCAAAAUCUGGCUGUGGAAGACUGGAUCCAUGACCAUAUGAAUCUAGAAGGCAAACCAAUUCUAUUCUUUUGGCGGAAUUCUCCCUCUGUUGUAAUUGGUAGGCAUCAAAAUCCUUGGCAGGAAUGUAACCUGAAUCUAAUGAGAGAAGAAGGUAUAAAACUGGCUCGGAGAAGAAGUGGAGGAGGAACAGUCUACCAUGAUAUGGGUAAUAUCAAUUUGACUUUCUUUACAACCAAAAAAAAGUAUGAUAGAAUGGAAAAUCUGAAAUUAAUUGUGAGAGCUCUGAAUGCUGUCCAACCCCAGCUGGAUGUGCAGGCUACCAAAAGAUUUGACCUUUUACUUGAUGGGCAGUUUAAAAUCUCAGGAACAGCUUCUAAGAUCGGCCGGACUACUGCCUAUCACCAUUGCACUUUAUUAUGCAGUACUGAUGGGACGUUCUUGUCUUCUUUGCUAAAGAGCCCUUACCAAGGGAUCAGGAGCAAUGCCACUGCUAGCAUACCUUCCUUAGUGAAAAAUCUUUUGGAAAAGGAUCCCACUCUGACCUGUGAAGUACUAAUGAAUGCUGUCGCUACAGAGUAUGCUGCUUAUCAUCAAAUUGAUAAUCACAUUCACCUAAUAAACCCAACGGAUGAGACACUGUUUCCUGGAAUAAAUAGCAAAGCCAAAGAACUGCAAACUUGGGAGUGGAUAUAUGGCAAAACUCCAAAGUUUAGUAUAAAUACUUCCUUUCAUGUGUUAUAUGAACAGUCACACUUGGAAAUUAAAGUAUUCAUAGACAUAAAGAAUGGAAGAAUUGAAAUUUGUAAUAUUGAAGCACCUGAUCAUUGGUUGCCAUUGGAAAUACGUGACAAAUUAAAUUCAGGUCUUAUUGGCAGUAAGUUUUGCCCAACUGAAACUACCAUGCUAACAAAUAUAUUACUUAGAACAUGUCCACAAGACCACAAACUACACAGUAAAUGGAAUAUUCUCUGUGAAAAAAUUAAGGGAAUAAUGUGAUUCCAAGUAAAUAUCUUAAUACAGUUUCAAUUAGAAAAUAAAAUGUCUCAUAGUUGCA
This is a messenger RNA of Pongo pygmaeus (Bornean orangutan), 1672 nucleotides long. It is a transcript of the gene LIPT1, whose product is annotated as lipoyltransferase 1. The transcript is spliced from 4 exons. Gene Ontology annotation, molecular function: lipoyltransferase activity. Gene Ontology annotation, biological process: protein lipoylation. Lineage: Eukaryota; Metazoa; Chordata; Mammalia; Primates; Hominidae. The record is from RefSeq and is a predicted model, not a curated record. Gene Ontology annotation, cellular component: mitochondrion; cytoplasm. Bases 493 to 1614 code for a protein of 373 amino acids.